AUGGAAAAAGGAAAUCACUCGGAGGUGACUGAGUUCAUUCUCUCAGGACUGACAGAUCGUCCGGAGCUGCAGGUCCUCCUGUUUGGGGUGUUCCUACUGAUUUAUGGUAUCACCGUGGUGGGGAAUGGGGGGAUGAUCUUGUUAAUCAUGAUUGACCCCCAACUCCACACCCCCAUGUACUUUUUCCUCAGUAAUUUGUCUUUCUGUGACCUCUGCUAUUCCUCGAUAGUUUCCCCUAAGAUGCUGCUGAAUUUCUUAGCCAAGAGGAAAAGCAUUUCUUACACUGCCUGUGCUGUGCAACUGUAUCUCUCUAUUGCUUUUGGAGAUAUUGAGUGCCUCUUGCUGGCUGUGAUGGCGUAUGACCGUUAUGUGGCCAUCUGUAACCCGCUGGUCUAUACGGUCACUAUGUCCAGGCAGCUUUGUAAACAGCUGGUGGCUGGGGUGUACGCUGUGGGGUUUGUGGAUUCAAUGAUACACACGUGUUUUACAUUUCGGCUGUCAUUCUGCAGCUCCAACAUCAUGAAUCAUUUCUUCUGUGACAUCCCCCCACUGUUGGCGCUCUCCUGUUCUGACACCAGCAUCAAUGAGAUUGUGAUAUUUGUUUUUAUGAGCUGCAUAAUAGUAAGCAUCUUUGUGACUGUCCUCCUCUCCUAUGUCUAUAUCAUCUCCACC
Terrapene triunguis (Three-toed box turtle) is the source of this 672-nucleotide messenger RNA. RefSeq names its product olfactory receptor-like protein OLF1. The annotation marks the transcript as partial. The transcript has a single exon. Gene Ontology annotation, biological process: G protein-coupled receptor signaling pathway; sensory perception of smell. Lineage: Eukaryota; Metazoa; Chordata; Testudines; Emydidae. Gene Ontology annotation, molecular function: G protein-coupled receptor activity; odorant binding; olfactory receptor activity. Gene Ontology annotation, cellular component: membrane. The record is from RefSeq and is a predicted model, not a curated record.